Myripristis murdjan (pinecone soldierfish) is the source of this 3600-nucleotide messenger RNA. RefSeq names its product ras homolog family member T1 (gene rhot1b). Gene Ontology annotation, molecular function: GTPase activity; calcium ion binding; GTP binding. The coding region runs from base 334 to 2316 and encodes 660 amino acids. Lineage: Eukaryota; Metazoa; Chordata; Actinopteri; Holocentriformes; Holocentridae. The record is from RefSeq and is a predicted model, not a curated record. Gene Ontology annotation, cellular component: mitochondrial outer membrane. Gene Ontology annotation, biological process: mitochondrion organization. The transcript has 20 exons.
UGCUUGCUAGCGCCCGCUAAUGCUGUGUUGUAACAUUCAAGUUUGUGUGCAGAUCAGGGAACAUAAAACAGCAGCUAUCCACUGUGAAACUGCACCAGCCAGAGACCACAUCUACACACCUGCAGAUUCUGCUGUCCCCUCGUCGGAUAUCUCACGCUUCUGCACAGGUCCAGCCUGUUUUGAACCAAUGUAGCUCGGAUCUAAAAUGCAAACGUAGCUGCUAGCAUGCGAGCCAGGCCGUGCAAAGCUGGCUGGCAGUCUCUUUCAUCCAGACAGGAGCAUAAAUGCUUCUGAUAAACCAAUUUAUCGGGUUGGAUCUCGACGCUGACGAAGAUGCGCAAGGACGUAAGGAUAUUAUUGGUGGGCGAGCCCAAGGUGGGAAAAACUUCUCUCAUCAUGUCCCUGGUCAGCGAGGAGUUCCCAGAUGUGGUUCCUUACCGUGCUGAGGAGAUCACCAUACCUGCAGAUGUCACACCAGAGAGAGUUCCCACACAUAUAGUCGACUAUUCAGAAGCGGAGCAGACAGACGAGCAGCUCUUUCAGGAGAUCUCCAAGGCAAAUGUGAUUUGCAUUGUCUACUCCGUCAACAACAAGAAGUCCAUAGAAAAGGUGACAAGUCACUGGAUCCCCCUCAUCAUUGAGAACACAGACAAGGAUAGCAGAGUUCCUCUGAUCCUGGUGGGGAACAAAUCAGAUCUGGUGGAGCACAGUAGCAUGGAGACCAUACUGCCCAUUAUGAACCAGUACAGUGAGAUCGAGACCUGUGUCGAGUGUUCCGCGAAGAACCUGAAGAACAUCUCGGAGCUGUUUUAUUAUGCCCAGAAAGCAGUUCUGCACCCCACCGGCCCCUUGUACUGUCCAGAGAAAAAAGAUAUGAAGCCGCUUUGCAUUAAAGCCCUCACUCGAAUCUUCAAAGUGUCCGACCUCGACAACGAUGGUAUUCUCAAUGAUAAUGAGCUCAACCUCUUCCAGAGGACGUGUUUCAACACCCCAUUAGCGCCUCAGGCCCUAGAGGAUGUGAAAAACGUGGUGAGGAAGAACAUAAAUGAUGGAGUGUGUGACAAUGGCCUCACUCUGAAAGGUUUCCUGUUCCUCCACACCUUGUUCAUUCAGCGAGGUCGUCAUGAAACCACGUGGACGGUACUGAGGAGAUUUGGUUACGAUGACGACCUGGAGCUGCACCAGGACUACCUCUUCCCUCCGUUGAAAAUUCCUCCAGAUUGCACCACGGAGCUCAACCACAAUGCCUACCUCUUCCUCCAGAGCGUCUUUGACAAACAUGACAAGGACCGUGACUGUGCCUUGUCACCAGAGGAGCUGCGGGACCUGUUUGAUGUUUUUCCCUACAUGCCCUGGGGUCCAGAUGUCAACAACACAGUGUGCACCAAUGACCAGGGCUGGAUCACCUACCAGGGAUAUCUGUCACAGUGGACGCUAACAACGUAUCUGGAUGUCCAGCGAUGCCUGGAGUAUUUGGGUUACCUUGGUUACUCCAUCAUCGCCGAGCAGGAGUCCCAGGCAGCAGGAAUCACAGUGACCAGGGAUAAGAAGAUUGACUUGCAGAAGAAGCAGACCCAGCGCAGCGUCUUCCGCUGUAACGUCUUUGGUGACAUUGGCAGCGGCAAGAGCGGCUUCCUCCAAGCUUUCCUGGGCCGAAACCUCAUGCGCCAAAAAAUGAUACGAGAGGAACACCGGUCCUACUAUGCCAUCAGCACAACUUAUGUUUACGGCCAGGAGAAAUACCUCCUGCUCCAUGAAGUCUUCCCUGACUUUGACUACCUGUCUGAUGCUGACCUGGCCUGUGACGUGGUCUGCCUGAUCUACGAUGUCAGCAACCCUCACUCUUUUGAAUACUGCGCCAAAGUCUUCAAGCAAUACUUUAUGGACAGCAAGGUCCCAUGUAUGAUGAUAUCAGCUAAGUCGGACUUGCCAGAGAUCAAACAGAUGUAUGGCUGCAGUCCUCUGGACUUCUGCAGGAAGCACAAGAUGCCGCCUCCGCAAUCUUUCACCUGCAACACUGCAGCAGUGCCCAGCAAAGACAUCUACACCAAACUCACGACUAUGGCCAUGCACCCCCACGCCCGGCUGCGCUGCAUGUGCACUUGUAACCGGUGCACCUUCUGCUUGUGUCAGAACUUCCUCAACUCUGAGUUGCUGCAGACGGUCAGGGCCAAACUCUACGCUGUCGUGCUCAGCAGGCAUGUAAGCCAGGCAGACCUGAAGAGCUCAACCUUCUGGCUGAGAGCGAGUGUUGGGGCCACGGUGUUUGCGGUGCUGGGUUUCGCCAUGUACAGAGUCCUGGUUAAACCACGGUGAUCCUCGGACACACAAAUCAACACCCUUUCCUGAAAAGAUUUUGAUCAGAUGUAAUCACAACAUUAGGAUGUCCCACACAUCUAAAAAAUUAGAGAAUAUGGUAAAAAUCCACCAUGCUUUUGUUAUUUAAACUAUCCCAGUUUUGAAUUUUGGAAAAAAAGAAAUCUUGUGCAAGGCCGCCCUGGCAAACUUUGUUCUUCACUAUAUAUUUCUCCUGCUAGGAGUAAAAGUGAAAAAUAUUUAAUUUUGUACCAAAACUGCUAAUUUGCUCUCUGUUUGUCUGCAAGUAUUUGCUUAAAUCACAGAUAAUGUAUUUAUAUUUGUAUUGAAAAUGAGGGUAACUGCUGAUGAGCCUUAGUGAGUUGCACAACAUAUAUACCUUUUUUUUUUUUUUUGGUUGCCUGCUGAUGGAAAUGAUGAAAAACUCCACGUUAAUCACUUGAAAUAGGGAUUAUGAUCCGUGAAGUAUGCAAUAGGGUUUCUGAACUCAGUAAAACUGAACAAUAUGUACAUAUUGUAUAUAACAUAUUAGAUUAUUUGUUUGCUCUUGUCCACUCAACAAUGAAUGCAAAGGUAUGAGUUUAAAAACAAGGUCACGAGCUGCCCUGAAAACACCACAAACAUUGACAUCGACUGCAAACACUGACAGAGCAUGAGUUUACCUUUGAUGGUCAAAUGCUUGGUUGCACAGUUUGUAUGUUUGUACAUCUGAACAGGUCGGUGCUUUGUCAGUGAAAGGGUCUCAGUGUGUAUUACCACCAAUGACUCAGCAAGACAGUAGCUGCUGCUUCCCCUCCCUGUCUAGGCUCAUUUCUCGCUUUACACUUUGACUUGUGAGUAUGUGUGUGUGCGUGCAUAUGUGUUCAGGUGUGUAUGUGACUGAGCACUGGAAUUUACAUGUGCAGUCAUUCCAUACCGAAAGCUGUGUUUGCAUGCUUCAGGAUUUCCGACCACAUUCCAGUGUUUGAGUGCUGCUGUUGCAAAAGACGUCCGUACCAACAUUGCUUGCCAGCUCCCAGUAAUUCAUGGGUGUGUUCACUGAACAUCUUUAAAUAGGAGUGCUGAUCAGAGACCAGCUCGCCUCUUAAGUCUUAGUGAAGUCCAUAUGGUCAUUUCAAUCUUGUGGCGAUGCCAGGUCAGCCCCCCUGUUUGCAGAAGAUGCAUCAGUGUGGCCCCAGAUGUUCAUUCCCAUCUCCCUUCUGCUGACUACCACGGUUCACAUUGUGUUUUUCACUCAGCCCCUGCCUUUCCAACUGUUUAUAAUAAACAAAUAAAUCUGUCAUA